Messenger RNA from Cololabis saira (Pacific saury), 2924 nucleotides. RefSeq names its product protein phosphatase 1, regulatory (inhibitor) subunit 14C (gene ppp1r14c). Gene Ontology annotation, molecular function: protein serine/threonine phosphatase inhibitor activity. NCBI's taxonomy places the organism in Eukaryota, Metazoa, Chordata, Actinopteri, Beloniformes, Belonidae. The record is from RefSeq and is a predicted model, not a curated record. The coding region runs from base 103 to 528 and encodes 141 amino acids. Gene Ontology annotation, cellular component: cytoplasm. Gene Ontology annotation, biological process: regulation of phosphorylation. The transcript has 4 exons.
CACAUUCUCCUGUCAGCUGCGCAGCACGCAGUCUCACCCGGCACCGCAGUCACCCCCUUUUCAUUCACACAUUUAUUUAAUAAGGAGCCCUCUCAUCCCGCCAUGUCGGCCGCCAGCACCGAGACCAGUGCGCCUCUGGCCACCGCCGCCAGCCGCGUCUUCUUCCAGGCUGCGCCCGGAGUGGGCUGCGUGGGGUCCGGCCCCAUCACCGGGGACGACCCGGUCCAGAAGAGGCAGGGCAAGGUGACGGUCAAGUACGACAGGAAAGAGCUGCGGAAAAGACUGGUCCUGGAGGAGUGGAUCAUCGAGCAGCUCAGCGACCUGUACGACUGCGAGGAGGAGGAGAUGCCAGAGGUCGAGAUCGACAUUGAUGACUUGUUGGAGGUCAACAGUGAUGACGAGAGAGCGAGCAAACUGCAGGUAUCAUUAAUAGACUGCUACAAACCAACAGAGGACUUUGUGCGUGAGUUGCUUGGCAGGAUAAGGGGAAUGAGGAAACUCAGUGCUCCAACCAAGAAGAGCCUAUAAUGGCUUCGGUGUCAACCAUCAACCAGCCAUAAACUCCGCCAUCUCCGCUCCGCCUGCUUCGCUCGCUCACAUGGACUGUCAUCAUCCGGAAUAAUUGAAACAUUAGUCUGCAACAUGUUCCAUGAAAACAAAAACAUCCAUAAACUAGCACUAGUCAUUCAUCUUGCAGUCACGCAGAAUAACAAGGUGUAUAAUAAUUUUUGACUGUUAAAAAUGGUGAUUAAGCAAAACAGACGAUAUGUUUAAAUAGCCACAGGAGAAAUGUUAAGGCCUGGAAUGUGCGAGAACCUUUAUACCACUUAAGUCUAGAUUUCAUCGUUUUUAAAGCCAAUUCUGCAACAAAAACAGCCAUACAGAAUAAAACACCAAUAGAUCUCAACAGAUAUGGUGAAAAAAAAAGAGUAGGUGUCAAAUUAGCAGGAGCACGUUAUCAACAUAGUGCUUCUUUAUUGUUUUCUUUUUUUCUUUGGUGUGAAGCUGUUACAAAUGUCUUUUUUAAAUGUACUGUAUGCUGACAUUUAUUGUUCAUUAAUUAAAUGUGUUUUUUUCAGCACUUUGUUUACGCCACCAUCCUUAUCCCAACUGCACCAACGCUUACAAGAUGUGAGGGAUUUGUGAGGGACUCGGUUUUUCAUUUUGAGCUCAUUUAAAAGCACACCGCAUCAUUAUAUCUAGUCUUGGGACAUUUUUGCAAAUCAGCCUUCACCGUUGUCAAUAUUUUCACUUAUUAUCCAACCUUCUAGUGUAUUUUCCACUACAGCAAGGCAUGAUGGGUAUUGUAGUUCUCUGAGUAAGACUACAAAGACCUGUAUGAUUUGCAGCCUUUCAUGGAUUAUGUCAGGACUUUUACCUCCCUUCUUCAUCCUUCAUCCUUCAUCAGACGAGAUAAGAGUUUCUUCAUGUAGGUACAAGCACAAAAAUCCACCUGAUUUUGUUUCAGUUCACUUAACUGGUCCAUGUAAUAGUGGUUGAUGUUGCCUUUGAGGACAUUCAGGAUUCAGGAGAUUUACCCCCCUUCAGCAGUGAGCCUUAACUGUUGACAGCCUAGAGGCAAACAUGGCGGAGUCAGAACCCGAGGGCAACCCGAAACACCAACGCCCCGACCUGUUGAGUCCUGUCAUUUAAAGGUGUGCCAAAAAAAUUGGGAGUAUGGCAUCCUAAAUGUCAUAACUAUCAGAGGCAUUAGCGUGAUCCAGCAUUUCAAAAGCAGUUCUUAGGUUUGUGAAACAUCAACGAAUUUGAAGGUGUUUUAAAAAAAACCUUCUGAGGUUGCCGAAUAUAUGUUGUAAUUGCAUAUUAACAGGCGGAAGAAUGGAUUUAGGUAUUCAUAACUGUGAAUAACCUCCUCUGCACCAGGACACUGUAAAACCUGUAAGCUCUGGUACAAUCAUGCAUCUGCUUCAGGGUUGGGCCCCAAUUCAUUUCUGAGAGUAAACCUAAACCCAGCAAUACAGUAUGUUGGAUGUCAUCAGCUACCAAAAGGUGAACGUGUAGGGUAAAAGUUGAAUUUUAAUGUAACACAAAAGAGUUAUUGCAUGCUAACAACUGAGACAAAAAUACUGGUGAAGAGUAUAUUAUAACCUUAUAACCAAGCAAAAAAACAAAAAAAAAACAAACAAAAAAAAAUAUUUUUUUUGACUAGGCUACAAUAUAUGACUUUGUAGAUAAUUUUCUGUCGAGACAACGUGCGCGUCACGUUGAGGAGAAUCCAGGAAAUUUUUUAAAUGGUGCUGUUUUUGAUGUUCUUUCCCGAGUCUGGUUGAAUAAAAGAUGUUUUCACUGGUGACUGAUGCUAGAGAAAUGUGUUUGUAAGAAAUGUGUCUGAAACAGCAUCCUCUGUCUUUUUUUUUUUUUUUUUUCCUUUUCAGCUGGAACUGGUCUGGUUAGACAAGACUUUCCAAGCCAACAAUGUUUAAUUUUCUUAAAAAUAUCAUACAUUUUCCAUCUCUGAACUGGAAAAAAUAAAAAUAAUAAUACUAAUAAAGAAACCGAGAUUGAUCAAGGAUUAAUCUUGAAGUACUGCAUAGUAUUUUUCCUUCUGAGAAACCAAUCAGGGUCAAAAAGCUGAAAUUUUAUAAUUUAUGGACUUUCACGUAGGGUGUAUUUUGAAAGCGUUCAUGCCGGAAAGCUUUACAGUUGCAUGAAUUUUUAAAGUAGCAUGUUAAGGCAAAUAUUUUCUUGGCCUGAAAGUUCUUAUUUCAUACAUUGAAACACUUUCUUUUUUUAUUACUUUAUUACUAUUACUACUGCUGUUAUCAUCUUUAUUAUACUAUUGAGUUUUUCAGCUGAAGAUUUGUUUCUGUACAUCAACCACAAGCGUUCUUGUUUCCAAACUGUAAUGUUGCGUGUUGUUUUUGCUGAUAAUAAAAAUCCAGAGUGAAUACUGUUUAAGUAAA